ACAGCCAUCAUGUACGAUUAGAUGACCGCAAAAAGUGUUUCUUUUCGAAUUGACGUUAUUCUUCAGAGUGUCAAUGAGUUACGUCAAGAAAAACAAGCACUGGAACAAAGAUAUGCAGAGGAAAAGUAUCGCAGCAAAAAUAUCGAAAUAAAGUUGGAGCAGGAGAGAGUAAAAUUUUGCCAAAGUCGUGACAGAAAUUCAAAGAUGCAAGAAACUGUAAAGCUUGCUCAACAGAAAGUUGCUCAAACUGAUAAUCAAGCUGAAAGAUUAAAUGAAAUAAAUGAUGCCAAACAAAAGAUCCUUGCUGGUUUGAACGAGAAAAUUAAAAUAGAAACUAUUCAGCAGGAAAAUGAUGCGAACGAAUUUCAGGUAAAAUUGAAAGAGCUAACCAAAUUUUUCAGAGACGCUAAAAGAACUUAUUCUCAAGGCAACCUGACAAAGGAAACUAAAGAAUGGAAGGAUAACAUGGAUACAAUAAUAAAUGAAGCUGAAGCGAAAACAAACGAGUUAGAAGAUGUGACAAAAGCUUUUGAAAAUCUUUCAGUAGACACAAGUAAAAUUAAAGAUCUGGUGGGCGAGAAAAUGGGACACCAGGGAUUAACGUUCAUGGAAUUGAAGGCUGCAAUCGAUCAACUGACACGAGCACAGGAACAACUCCAGAAAUUUUUGAAUUGGCUCGAAUCAUGUGAGAAUAACGCAGUUGCAGAAGUACAGCAUUUUACAGUGGAGCAGGAAUGUGGCAAUGGAAGGAUGGGAACUGAAAUGUCUGACGUUACUGUAAGAAAUAUAACUCUUGGACCAACAUCGGAAAAAAAUUUUCCCAACGGACAACAUUCAUCCGAAACUGAAUACCAUGAGACGAAAGAAAAUGACUCCAUCCUAAGAAACGACAUCCAACCACCAAAAAACGUUGACCAAAUGUUACGAAAUCCUCACCAGGUCCUAAAUCAGAAUGUCCAUGCACCGGAAGUGACUCAUGCAGUCCUUGAAGAUGAAGAUAACGUUAAUCAAGACGUAAUGAAUUUCCAUAAUAUCCUAAAUCAGAAUGAUCAAGGAAAUAACCAUCACGCUGUCUCAAACCAGAACAAGUGCAUGCCAGUCACACGCGCAACUUCAGCUCACUCAGUCUCUGCUGUCAACUCCCCUUCUUUCUUUAUUUCUCUUCCAUUUGGUCGUACUCGUUAA
Molecule: messenger RNA, 1185 nt
Organism: Dendronephthya gigantea
Lineage: Eukaryota; Metazoa; Cnidaria; Anthozoa; Malacalcyonacea; Nephtheidae
Exons: 14
Coding region: 22-1185 (387 amino acids)
Source: RefSeq, a predicted model, not a curated record